Messenger RNA from Condylura cristata (star-nosed mole), 3015 nucleotides. RefSeq names its product transmembrane protease, serine 6 (gene TMPRSS6). The transcript is spliced from 17 exons. NCBI's taxonomy places the organism in Eukaryota, Metazoa, Chordata, Mammalia, Eulipotyphla, Talpidae. Gene Ontology annotation, biological process: proteolysis. Gene Ontology annotation, molecular function: serine-type endopeptidase activity; protein binding. Bases 1 to 2448 code for a protein of 815 amino acids. The record is from RefSeq and is a predicted model, not a curated record.
AUGCCCACCGCCGAGGCCUCCCAGGUGGCAGGCGGGCAGGGUGACGGAGGUGACAGCGAGGACACGGAGCCAGAGGGCGCGCUCAAGGCGCCCGUGGGCCCCAGGAGGAAGGCCCGGGACUGCCUCCGCCUGGCGCCCCUGUGGCUGGCCCUGGUCGCACUGGCCGCCGUGGGAGUCCUGCUCUGGUAUUUCCUAGGGUACAAGGCAGAGGGGACGGUCAGCCAGGUGUACUCGGGCAGCCUGCGCGUGCUCAACCGCCACUUCUCCCCGGACCUCGCCCGCCGGGAGUCCAGUGCCUUCCGCAGUGAAACCGCCAAAGCCCAGAAGAUGCUCAAGGAGCUCAUUGCCAGCACCCGCCUGGGCACUUACUACAACUCCAGCUCGGUCUACUCCUUCGGGGAGGGGCCGCUCACCUGCUUCUUCUGGUUCAUCCUCCAAAUCCCUGAGCACCGCCGGCCGAUGCUGAGCCCCGAGGUGGUGCGGGCAGUGCUGGUGGAAGAGCUCCUGUCUGCGGUCAACAGCUCAGACCCUGCUCCCUACAGGGCUGAGUAUGAGGUGGACCCCGAGGGCCUGGUGAUCCUGGAAGCCAGCGUGAAAGAGAUAGUUGCCCUGAACGCCACCCUGGGCUGCUACCGCUACAGCUCCGUGGGCCGGGGCCAGGUCCUCCAGCUGAAGGGGCCCGACCAGCUGGCCUCCAGCUGCCUAUGGCACCUGCAGGGCCCCGAGGACCUCAUGCUCAAGCUCCGGCUCGAGUGGACGCGGCCCGACUGCCGGGACCGGCUGGCCAUGUACGACGCGGCCGGGCCCCUGGAGAGGAGGCUCAUCACCUCGGUCUACGGCUGCAGUCGCCAGGAGCCGGUGGUGGAGGUGCUGGCGUCGGGCGCCAUCAUGGCGGUGGUGUGGAAGAAGGGCCUGCACAGCUACUACGACCCCUUCCUGCUCUCCGUACAGCCCGUGGCCUUCCAGGCCUGCGAGGUGAACCUGACCUUGGAGGGCCGGCUGGAGCCGCAGGGCGUCCUCAGCACACCGCACUUCCCCAGCUACUACCCGCCUGCCACACACUGCUCCUGGCACCUGACGGUCCCUUCCCUGGACUACGGCCUGGCCCUCUGGUUUGACGCAUACGCACUGCGGCGGCAGAAGUAUGACCUGCCCUGCGCCCAGGGCCAGUGGACCAUCCAGAACAGGAGGCUGUGCGGCCUGCGCACGCUGCAGCCCUACGCCGAGAGGAUCCCUGUGGUGGCCUCCGCCGGCAUCACCAUCAACUUCACCUCCCAGACCUUCCUCACCGGGCCGGGCGUGCAGGUGCACUACAGCCUGUACAACCAGUCGGACCCCUGCCCGGGAGAGUUCCUCUGCUCCGUGAACGGACUCUGCGUGCCCGCCUGCGACGGGGUCAAGGACUGCCCCAACGGCCUGGACGAACGGAACUGCGUGUGCAGAGCCAUGUUCCAGUGCCAAGAGGACAGCACGUGCAUCUCCCUGGCCAGAGUCUGUGACCGGCAGCCCGACUGUCUCAACGGGAGUGACGAAGAGAACUGCCAGGAAGGGGUGCCCUGUGGGACCUUCACCUUCCGCUGUGAGGACCGCAGCUGCGUCAAGAAGCCCAACCCGCAGUGCGACGGGCGGCCUGACUGCAGGGACGGCUCGGACGAGCAGGGCUGUGACUGUGGCCUCCAGGGCCCCUUGGGCCGCAUCGUGGGUGGGGCCGUGUCCUCAGAGGGAGAGUGGCCCUGGCAGGCCAGCCUCCAAGUUCGGGGUCGCCACAUCUGUGGGGGAGCCCUCAUCGCUGACCGCUGGGUGAUCACAGCUGCCCACUGCUUCCAAGAGGACAGCACAGCCUCCCCCGCGCUGUGGACCGUGUUCCUGGGCAAGGUGUGGCAGCGCUCCCGCUGGCCGGGGGAGGUGUCCUUCAAGGUGAGCCGCCUGCUGCUGCACCCGUACCACGAGGAGGACAGUCACGACUACGACGUGGCCCUGCUGCAGCUCGACCACCCGGUGGUGCGCUCGGCCGCGGUGCGUCCCGUGUGCCUGCCGGCGCGCUCCCACUCCUUCGAGCCGGGCCUGCACUGCUGGAUCACUGGCUGGGGCGCCCAGCGUGAGGGAGGUGCGCAGCCGGGGGGCCCGGACACCUGCCCCAGGCCAGUGCACUGCCCCACCAGCAAUGGCCUGCAGAAGGUGGAUGUGCAGCUGAUCCCCCAGGACCUGUGCAGCGAGGCCUACCGCUACCAGGUGACACCCCGCAUGCUGUGUGCCGGCUACCGCAAGGGCCGGAAGGACGCCUGCCAGGGCGACUCGGGAGGCCCCCUGGUGUGCAAGGCGCCCAGUGGCCGCUGGUUCCUGGCAGGGCUGGUCAGCUGGGGCCUGGGCUGUGGCCGCCCCAACUACUUUGGUGUCUACACUCGAAUCACAGGUGUGAUUGGCUGGAUCCAGCAGGUGCUGACCUGAGGAGCUGCCCUGAAGAACUACGGCUGACCUCCUGGGCCCAGCCCAGGGCUCCACCUGGCAGCGAGCAAGUAUUCUGGGGGUGACAGACCCUGAGCAGCCCAUCUCCCACCGCCCCAGUGUGGGCAGGGGAGGGCGAGAGCCACAGCCUGGUGGUCAAGACUUCCUCGAAGCCUGGCUGGUCACCGGGCAUGGCCCGGCGAGUCGGCGUCCAGUGUGUCACCUCCCGAUUCUCCUCCUGCCCCUCCCCCCAAGACUGACAUUGGGGGGAAUCGUUCAGCAUCAACAUGGCUUCCGGGUCCCAGUAGGAGUGUCUGAGAUCCCCCCUACCCCCCAAUUCAGAGGCUGCCAGGACACCGCUGUUCAAAAUACUUAACCUAACCCCAGGUGGGGUGGAAGGUGCCCACCAGAGGGACCCUCGGUGCCCCAGAGACAGCCAAGUGGUCCAGCUGCCAUCAUAAGCCAAAGGGUGGGGGAGCCCCAGGUCCAGGGCCCCAGCCCCGCCCCUCCCACCCAGGGCACCCACUGCCCACCUCACCGGAGGGGCCCAGCUGCCCUGUGGAAUAAAGC